AGGUACCUGCCACGAGAAGACCCUGGAACUUUUGAGACAGUCGAGACAACUUGCUUUAGACAAGUAUCCCGCUGGUGAUCACAGCGACAACUCCAAUCACACACGUGCGGCGACUUCCAACGUGUCAAAGCGGUCCUUCUCAAUUCGCCCAUUUUGCGACUCGCCCGGAGCGCGCAUCUUCGCAAUUGAGCCUGCCCCCGUCCCAGAGCCGCCAUCCACACUCUACACGGCAACGCCAAUUGGACUCGGACUGAACGGAGAACGAAGACGCGCAACACCAUCAUGAGGUCCUUCCUCUCUCUGGCAGCUGUGCUGCUUGCAGCCGUCGCCAAUGCGGCCAGCUUCAGCGGCGACAGACUACUGGUCAUCCUCGAGGACGCCGCAGAGAAGGCCGCUUACUCCAAGUUCCUGGCCGACCUCGAGGGUCGCGGGUUUGAUAUCGUAUACGAGAGCCCAAAGAGCGAGGGUCUCAGCUUGUUCCACCUCGGCGAGAAGUCGUACGACCACAUCUUGCUGUUGCCGACCAAGUCGAAGGGCCUCGGUCCCAACCUUACACCCAACGCCCUCUCUCAGUUCAUGAACGCGAAGGGCAAUAUCCUCGUCGCACUCACUUCCUCUACACCUGCGUCGACAUCGGUAGUCUCCCUACUCAACGAGCUUGACAUCAGUCUCCCAGCCGAGCGCACCGGUCUCGUUGUCGACCACUUCAACUACGACAGCACCUCCGCCGCGGAGCAGCACGAAGUUUUGCUCCUGCCCGCCCCCGGAUCGUCACGCGCCGGAGUCAAGGAUCUCUUUAGCCCGGCCGCACCCAACGGCGAGCUCAUCGCGUUCCCCAACACCGUCGGCCAGACCCUUGGCUCGGGAGCUUUGCUCGCUCCCAUCCUACGUGCUCCUUCGACAGCCUACAGCUACAACCCUAAGGAGGAGAGCGAGGUUGUCGAAGACCUCUUCGCUAGCGGCCAACAAUUGUCUCUGGUCACUACUUUCCAGGCCCGCAACUCGGCUCGCUUCGCCGUCAUUGGCUCUGCCGAGUCGCUGACCGACAAGUGGUUCGAUGCCAAGGUCAAGAAGGCCGGCGAGAAGAGCAGCGUCAAGACCCUCAAUCAGGAGUUUGCCAAGCUCGUCUCCGGAUGGGCCUUCAACGAGAUUGGAGUCCUGCGCGUCAACUCGAUCGAGCACCACCUCGAUGAGGCAGGCGCCAGCAACGCCAGCAACCCCAAGAUUUACAGGAUCAAGAACGAUGUGACGUAUUCGAUCUCUCUGUCCGAGUACUCGUGGGACAAGUGGACGCCUUUCACUCUCCCGGAAUCGGACGAGCUGCAGCUCGAGUUCAGCAUGCUGUCCGCGUUCCACCGCCUGAACCUGAACGUCAGCGCCUCGGACGAGUCGAGCACGACCUACAGCACGUCCUUCAAGCUGCCUGACCAGCACGGCAUCUUCAACUUCCUAAUCAACUACAAGCGGCCGUUCCUCAGUAACGUCGAGGAGAAGAACACCGUCUCUGUCCGCCACUUUGCCCAUGACGAGUGGCCUCGCAGCUUCGUCAUCUCGGGCGCCUGGCCCUGGCUCGCCGGCAUCCUCGCCACGACUACCGGCUGGGUUGCCUUCUGCGGCAUCUGGCUGUAUAGCAAGCCCGUGAACAGCGGCAGCGCGUCAGAGAGCAAAAAGUCCCAGUAGACGGGGGGUGCAACUUUCGUGUGUGCAGGAAUUGUGGGUUAUGAUGGAUGGAAUCAUUGGCCUCGUCGUCCGAUUCUGUACCGGACAGAAAUGGGUCAUGUAUCGGCAAGGAUGACAGCCUUGUAUUACAACGAGGACGAGAACGAGAGUUGAAGAGUAAAUAAAAAAGCAACAUCACGUUUCUCCACGUCCUCACGAAAUCUACUGUGCACAUGUACGACUGGCAAUAUUGGGCCGCUCGUGGUCUAAAUCGUAGCCGUUGUGACUGUGUAACACAGAGAAUCGCCUGCCUGCUUUCUUUCGGCAAUAUGGCACGUGUACGGUGCGUGUCUGUGGUUCAACAAUGGCAGAUAGAUUAACCUUUCGCGAGUAACUGA
Microdochium trichocladiopsis is the source of this 2057-nucleotide messenger RNA. RefSeq names its product dolichyl-diphosphooligosaccharide-protein glycosyltransferase 48kD subunit. The coding region runs from base 283 to 1680 and encodes 465 amino acids. The transcript has 4 exons. The record is from RefSeq and is a predicted model, not a curated record. Lineage: Eukaryota; Fungi; Ascomycota; Sordariomycetes; Xylariales; Microdochiaceae. Gene Ontology annotation, cellular component: oligosaccharyltransferase complex; endoplasmic reticulum membrane.